AACAACACGUACAGUCAUACAAUGAUAGAUAUACAUACAGUGAAAGGUUGACAAGAUAAAUACAAAUAAUAUUAAAAACUAUUCACAAAAUAAACUUUUCAGUCAUAUCUUCACAAGUUUGAGCAGUGGUGCGCAACAUACAAUUAUAACGCUAUAGUAUGCGUCUUAGAACAUCGGUUGUUUUCCGUGGGAGUUUACUGGCCACCACAGGAAGACGCAAUGAAUCUAAAAGUCUCGAUUGUCAUCAAAAGUUUCUUCCACUGGAAAUUCGGGGGUUGAAUGACCUUAAGCCUAGAGACAACAGACAUAUAUUCUCCAAAGAAAAACCAGUUACUUUGCACGAAAGAUUCCGCGAUUUUAUCGAUUGGACAAAUAUCUGGCCAGCUGCUGCUACAUUCCACCACUCUCUUGUUCCUUUUCGAGUUCGUCAAGGCUCUUGUAAAGUUAGUGUACAUAAAAUUUAACUUUAAGGCUGACAGAAUUUGUCAGAAAACGAAGGUUUUCCCCCUGGAAAGUACGCAAAUGCUGAACUAAUGAAAAUCCCCAACUUUUUACAUCUCACUCCGCCACACAUUAAAAAGCAUUGUGAUGCGUUAAAAAGUAAGAGUAAAAGUAUUCAUUUUUGUAAAAGAAUUUUGCACCUUAUGGCCUUCUGGUUUGAAUUCGAAUGAAACAGUUGAAAAACAUUACCCUGUUGUAAUAGUUAACCGCUCCUACGUAUUUGCCUCUUCAAAUAUACGUGACCCUCGUUCCCGUUUUGUAACUCUUCAGGUAAGCCUACAAAGAGUCUGAAUUUACUUCCAUACUCGUUGAUCUCAACUUAUAUAUAAUGUGCCAAUAAAAUUUUAUGUCCAGAUAUAUCAUAUUAUUCUGGGGUAUACAGCGUCGGUGGGACUCGGUUUUUCUUCAACUUGCAAGACCUUGUUCAAAUACAAGUUUGUGUGCAUUGUCCAAAGACUAGUAGUAUUGCACGACCACUGAAGCUGAAGCAGAUGGACUAGGUUUCUAUUAGAUUCGCCAAAUAAAUGGCACUAAAAAUCACGAAAAUAAGAGGUUUUUUCUUCCCGAACAUUUAAACCUUAAUAACUUAAUAGGUAUGAAUGCCAAGGUUGGACUUGAUUGUUUCAAAUAAAUUGAGCAUUCGGUAGAAAGUUAAUAAUAAAUAUGUCUUUUUGUUUUAUCCCAAUGAGCGGAGAACUUGUAUUUCCGGUGUUUCGUGGCAAUGUAAACCACUUCUUCAAAGUACAUAAAUAACCAAAGUUUUAUUUUAACUUGUGUUAGUUUAUUUUGGUUAUUUACUCUGAAGAAGUGGCCUAAUCACUUAGUUUUGUAAGGCUUUACCGAUUAUUUUAUUCGAAACUAGUGACCAUAAUUCACUACAUGUCCCUUUUCGCCAAUCGUUUUGACAGAACUCAUCGUAAUUGUUUUAGUUUCAGCAGUGGGUCCCUAGUUUUCAUCUUAGCUUUUAUCUUAGUGGAUUUGAUAUACAAUGUCGCAUUAUUUGCGUGACUGGUCACGGAUAUUUUGUUUACUCAAAUACGGAUGUGACUAUUUUGUAUGGUCCAUGUGUUUCUAGCCGGAGUUGAAUUACAUGUUCUAGGACAAAAAACAUCCAGUCAGAGUUUUCUCCAGAAGCUAUCAGUAAUACCAUGUCUCUAUUAUCCAGGUUCUAAGUUGCUCAUCUUAUUUUACCUUUUAUUUGAACACAUAAAUAUUCGUACAAUAGAGUGAAUAAAUGACGUAAAUGAUAAUAAUAAUAAUAAUAGUAAUGGUAAUAAUAAUGUGAAUCGUCUGAUUGUUAGUCGAAGCAAGACAAGUAUUUUCCAUAAAUAUCAACAUUUCAUCAUAUUUGUGUGUGAGCUGUGAUACUGCCCGGGUGCCCAAACCGAAGCAGGUGGUUUUCUUAGGGGGCCACACCCCGAGCCUUUGACCUAAUGGUCUAACCCACAAGGCAGUGGAGCAUCGUGACGAGAUGCAUUCCCAUGGCAGCCGGUGACCAACGAUUGGUUCAUACGCCAUUUGUUGUUUCAGGUUCCUGGAGCCCAUGUGCACCAUUGGUUUAGAAUUCGGUUAAAGCGCCGGACAUUGGCUUUUCGUCCUCUCAUUUUUGUAAACAGCACCCCCGCCACGAGAAGGCAGUGAGAAGGACUUCCCUGGGAGAGGCUGUAUACGCGUGGCCACGUGAGAGCUUUUCGAGAGGGGGCGGGCCCAACCCACUCUCGGCCAUACCAGGGCAUUUGGGGGUAGUUGCUUAUGAGUGAAGUCUUCUAUGCUAACAUACUUUUUCGAGUCAAAUAGUAGCCCCUUUUAGUUUACGUUGGUGUUUAUAUUAUCCAGGUAGUGUUUACACAAAUCCUAAUUCCGAAAAUUGAAUCAGCACCCAAGACUGUUGUUUACAAACAUCAUUUUGUUUUUUUAAACUCGCUUAUGUUUACUUAUUGAUAUUCUCGCCACGUCCAAUUCAUCGUAUUACGUAGUUACUUAAAACGUAAAAGUUCCUAGUAAAAAGUAUGCUUGACAAAAUUAUAGUUAAGGAUAAUGAAUGCACAAAAAUAGAUUGCAUAUGAAUAUUGGUGUCUGUACAGUUAUCGACUCUAUUCCUUUGGUAGUUACUCAUGAAACUUUCAUUUAAGUACUGUGGGAGGUACACAACUCAAACACCUUAGGUGAAUUAUUUAAUUCUCAACACUCAUCCUAACGGUCAAAUACAUUUAAUUUCAUAAUUGAUUGGUCGCUGAAUAGUGACUACUAUCGUAUAUGUCAAGUACUUCUUAGUGCUGAUCGAACUCUGUUGAUCAAGUUGAUAUUUAGCCACCAGUGUAGGUCACUUAAUAUCGUGUGAACUAUGUUAAGAUGUAAGAUAAUGGUUUGAGAUAUUUGAUUCCAGAACAUUCGCGGUUUAAAUAGUUCAGUGGCAACGUCUUCCACUGUAGAGUUAGGUGACAGGAUCAUAUCCCCUUUGGAGCACCAGUUCCUUCAAAAUUGCGUGUAGGCCUCGCUGACGAGCGCCAAAUCUGACGAAGCCUAGGUCCAGAGCUUUUUGUCAAUAGAUACAACCACCAAUACAUUAUUUGGCUUUAAUUUUCUAUAGAUCUUGUUGCAAUGAGUAUACCACAAGGAUGAAUCAAAUACCAACUAUUAAUAUUCUAGUUUACGUGACAUGCUAUGUUUGAUUUGACUUGGGAAACUAUCAAGUUAGAAUACUUAACUUAUACAGUCCGGAUUUUUCUUUGAAAUAACUGUCGGUUUACGUUCUAGAUACGCCUUUCUAACCUUUCGUUGGACGAACAUGCUAGAAGAAAGCUUUUACGGCUUGCGAUAGGUCCUGGUCCAGGUCGCAAUAUUGCAACAUAUGACUGGAAUACAGAUAUCUUAGAGUUAACCUCAGCGAGGUGUCCAACAUCAAAGCAGAACUCCGACUUUUUAAUAUACUUAUUGACAGUUCUUACUAUGGAAUCAAAAAAAACUGAAAAAUGGGAAAUAGAUAAUCCGGAAUAUGAUUGGGUACAAUUUGAUUGGGAUAAAAGUGAAACACGCCGUCGUCUUUUCAACUUACUUUCAUUGUGCGAUAGUGAACAAGUUAUCAAAAAGAAUCAAAUAAAAGAAAGGGAUUUCACAGCCGAAGUAUGUGAAAAUGUUUCUGUGAACAACUUUUUUUGUAAAAUUACCAAAAAUAAUUUUUUUUCUCAAGUAAGAAUGGUUUAUUUAUUCUGUGAACCGGAUGACUCAACAAACAUCCAAGUCGUAAUGUAGAAGUAACCAGACUCAUAUAGCCAAAUAAACAAAACAUUAUGCGAAUAACAGUUGACCAUUAGAGUAGUCAGUCAGUCAGUAACAAUGUAGAACUUCGUACGUACGUACAUCAGUUCGAGUUGCCACACCACAUUAGCACAGAUGCAGUGGUCGAUUCAAAUCCCGUAGUGGUGGAGGUAAUAAGAGUAUAAGCAGUAAUCAGGAAAAUUAGUGUUUGGAGAUGUUAUUUAAAGAGUAUAAUACAGUGAAAUAAAUUUGGGAAGCGAAAAAAAAGAGACAAGGAGGAAUAAGGAGAUCAAAAUUUGGGAGAACACAAAGAGUGGAUGCACCUGCGCCAUUGCAAACGAUUUGGGGCCAUGUCAUUCAGGGUCUCUAACCAUCGGUUGCUAUCAUCUCGCCGGGAAGUGACACCAGCCCCCAUACUCGUAACCAUUAGAGUAAAUCCUACAGAAAACGAAUUAAGACAAACAGUCACACACUUCAUUGUUUCUGUCUGUGAAUUCUGAGGAUCAUUCUAUUUCUCGUCCCUUGAUCUUGCUACUACAAUAUAUUCGGUUUCAGCUUAUGUAUCUGAUGUUUUUCAAUCACCUCAAUCAAUGGCAUUUUAUGAACUAAAUAUCGUCUACUGAAUAUGUAUCCAGAUAUCAUUCGGAGAGUCAAGUGAAAUGAUCGAAAUCUGAUCAAGUGACCCAAUAAGAGCAGAGGAUAAACAUCCAUCAUCCUCUAUUGCUAAACAUAUAAUUGAAACAGGCCAUAAGAUUGAUCUUAACUCUGCUUUCGUGGUGUUGUAUAAAAGUGUAAAAGGGCGUGUACUAAGGUUUGUUGAAGCAUUAGCCAUACGAAAAUUCAAACCCCCUUUGUGUAUUCAGAAACAGUUUGUUCUCAGCUUAAUUAUUUAUUAUUUAUUUGAACAAAUAAAUAUUGGUACAAGAGGGCACCAAAUAUAUAUGCGCCACACAAAGCAAUGAGAACUCGAAGAGAAAAAAAGAAAGUAAGGAGCGUUAAAAAAGUACAAUAACGAACAGAUUAGUGUAAGGUAGUGUAAUAGUAAUAAAAAAAAUAAUAAUAGUAAUAAUGGGGGAAACGGAAAGGUACAAUCAGAAUAAAUCUUUCAGUUAAGGAAGAAACAUCCGUUUUUUAUGAAGAAAGUAAAAGAAGGUUACAGCAGGAUCGCCACUGGCUUCUAUUCUGAGCCAUAUCUGAUAACGUUUCUAGCCACUGUGUAGCACCAUCUCUCGGACCCCAACCAGGGAGUCGUGAAGGACCGACCCAAGCCAGCCCUUUGCAGCUUUCUUUCAUGCCACG
This is a messenger RNA of Schistosoma haematobium, 5058 nucleotides long. RefSeq names its product 28S ribosomal protein S35, mitochondrial. The record is from RefSeq and is a predicted model, not a curated record. Gene Ontology annotation, molecular function: structural constituent of ribosome. The transcript has 3 exons. NCBI's taxonomy places the organism in Eukaryota, Metazoa, Platyhelminthes, Trematoda, Strigeidida, Schistosomatidae. Bases 159 to 464 code for a protein of 101 amino acids. Gene Ontology annotation, biological process: mitochondrial translation. Gene Ontology annotation, cellular component: mitochondrial small ribosomal subunit.